AUGUCUCUUAACCAAAAUAAAUAUCCUGAGAAUAAUUCUUUUAUGCUUAAACAAAGCAACACUAAUUAUAAUUACCAUAUUAUUAAUGAAGGAUUUUAUCCAUCAAAUAGUAAAAUAUACUAUAUUUCAGCAUGUUCUCAUAGUGAAACUAAAUACAAAAUUUCAGAUAAUUAUUUAGUUCAAACUAGCUGGGGCAGAGGAAAAUCACAGCAUAUAAUAAAGUGUGAAAUUGAAUAUGAUUCGGAUAGGCCAGUUUUUAGGAUUAG
Cetraspora pellucida is the source of this 266-nucleotide messenger RNA. NCBI's taxonomy places the organism in Eukaryota, Fungi, Glomeromycota, Glomeromycetes, Diversisporales, Gigasporaceae. The record is from the annotation of a GenBank genome assembly.